UAGUGGAACCCCCAAGACUUUACGCCACACCGCUUUUCAUUUGACCGCAAAACAUUGACGACAGAGGAUACGCGGAAAGUAGCCUUUCGAUCUCCUGGAGGAGCAGGCAACGGAGACUCAGCAACAGUUCCGGGUGGAGAUGAUCCGCCAUGGAGUUGAGCACUGUCGGGAAGGGCAUCGGAUUAUUCGAUGCUUUGGAACUAGGGGUAUCUGUGCAAGUCAGGUGAUUUUACAUGGUAAGUGAAAGUCACAUGCCUGCCAGGCGCGUGCACCACCAGGAGACCUCGGAAGUCCACGUACACCUUUCCUGCCUCAAACAGCAGCUUCAACACUGUCGAAUACCCCUUCUAUGCCGAUUGCAGAGGCGUUGGAUGAUCAUCACGCUAUUUACUGCUGUUGUUUUCAAGUGCAAAAGGUCGAUCCACAAAGAGUCGAUCUCUCUGAUGCGGGAAGCUUGGCGGGAACCACUCCUCUGUGCUCUAGGAUUAUGUACUGCCCGUACCCCAGGUCUAUUCAGCAGACGGCGCCCUCUCCCCGCUUCUUCAGUGUAGAUAAACUCUCCCAGCCUCGCUUCCAUAGAGCAUACCAUUUCCAG
Molecule: messenger RNA, 595 nt
Organism: Aspergillus novofumigatus IBT 16806
Lineage: Eukaryota; Fungi; Ascomycota; Eurotiomycetes; Eurotiales; Aspergillaceae
Exons: 1
Coding region: 234-551 (105 amino acids)
Source: RefSeq, a predicted model, not a curated record